UCACCAAAUAUGGACGUGCAUGCGCCUACUAUGCCAACAACGCUGGCAGCAACGGCAACAACAUCAACAGUCAGUACAGCAAUUUCAAAUGCAAAUGGUCAAAGUAAGAAUAAUUUCCCAUCUGAAGGUUCGCCAGCAAGCAGUGGCACUAAUAACAGUACUACAAAUGCAAAUUCGAAUAGAAAUCGUAAUAAUCAAAUGAGCCAAUUCAAUAGUAAUCCAGGUACUCCGUUAUCGCACUUAUCGCCCAAAGAUCUUGAUUCGUUUCAUACAA
Messenger RNA from Bactrocera oleae (olive fruit fly), 274 nucleotides. The record is from RefSeq and is a predicted model, not a curated record. Lineage: Eukaryota; Metazoa; Arthropoda; Insecta; Diptera; Tephritidae.